UCACUUAUCUUUCUUAAGUAACAGUAUAGCUAUAAAUUUGCCAACACGUAUUCCACUUGAGAGUGUGAAAAUAAACCCGAAGAAAAAGAAAAUACUUUAUAUACUGGAUGAAGAACACGUUGCAGUAAGUUUGAAGUUUCUGCAGAGUGCUCAAGCGGUUUUGCAUUAUUGCUAAGCUGGAUAUAGCUUUGACUUUCGCUUCACACCAGCACAGUCACACGUUAUUAUUAUUAUUAUUACUAAAUUUCAAAUUCCACCAUAAAUGAUGAGGAGAAUGGAUGGACGCAGGAUAAGAAGACAGUUCAACCACAUAAAUGUUAUAAAUUGUUGGUAGGUUGCUCACCAAAACCAUAACCAAACCCCACUUGGCAAACCCUACUCAUUUUAUCCCUUCGAACAAGUAGUGUACAUAUAGAUGACCUAGCUAGCACCUUGGUUUGUAAAAAACAGCCCCAUUUACUGAAAAAAGGUAUGUGUGUGAGUUGUGAGUUGUGACCCCAAAACGUUUGCUUGCUUGGUGCAUUUUCCCUGGCUCUCCCCUUCUCCAUGUUCCUCAACUACCCUCAUUUAUUUCCCCUCAUUCAUUGCCUGACUUGAACACCCUGUUGUAAGAAAGAAAGAGAGUGAGUAGCUCUAGUGUGGUUUCUUCUUCAAUAGUGAAAGAGGGACAGGUGGGUGUCUUCAACUUUAAAGGCUUCAACAACCUCUCAGAGAGCAUUAAUAUUGCUGCAUCUGAUGAGUUUAGUAAGAGAGAGAAGAUGGUGGUGCAUUGUCAAUAAACCAGUCUGGCCACAAUAACUCUUCACUAAACCACUCCACCUAUAAAUCUCUCUUCUCCUUAACACACUACCCUCAUUGUACUACACUCACUCACACCCCUUCUCUUACAUAUACAUAAUAACCCUCUUCAUUUUCCUUCACUCCUCCAUUUCCCUUUCUUGCACUCACUCUCUUGCAAUCACCCCUUUUCAUCAAAAUACUGCUCAUGCAUACCCAUCCUUGAAAGGUAUCCUUUUUCUCAUUUUUUUCAAGCACACCAUUUUUUAUUACUUAAAGUUUCUUGUAGGGUUGAGCCUUUGAAUCUAGGGUGGGGUGGUUGCAAGAUGGAAACUUGCACGGCUCUGUUGCUUUUAACGGCGAUCACAGCAUACUUGAUAUGGUUCACGUUCAUCUCACGGUCGCUCAAGGGUCCACGUGUCUGGGCCUUAUUGGGAAGUCUGCCGGGCCUCAUAGACAACUGUGACCGCAUGCAUGACUGGAUCUGUGACAACCUACGCGCGUGUGGUGGCACGUACCAAACUUGCAUCUGUGCAAUCCCCUUCCUCGCCAGGAAGCAGGGUCUCGUGACAGUCACGUGCGACCCGAGGAACUUGGAGCACAUACUCAAGACCCGCUUCGACAAUUACCCCAAAGGCCCCACGUGGCAUGCUGUCUUUCAUGAUCUGUUGGGUGAUGGGAUCUUCAAUUCUGAUGGUGACACGUGGCUCUUCCAGCGUAAGACUGCUGCCUUGGAAUUUACCACCCGGACGUUGCGCCAAGCAAUGGGUCGGUGGGUGAGCCGAGCCAUCAACCGGCUCUGCUUGAUCCUCAAAAGGGCCGACGAUCAAGCUGAGUCGGUUGAUCUUCAAGACUUGAUGCUUCGGCUCACUUUUGAUAAUAUUUGUGGGUUGGCUUUCGGGCAGGACCCACAGACAUGUGUGUUGGAUCUGCCCGAUAACUGCUUUGCCACGGCUUUCGACCGAGCCACUGAAGCCUCGCUCCAGCGGUUCAUUUUGCCUGAGGUGUUGUGGAAGAUGAAGAAAUGGCUUCGGCUGGGAAUGGAAGUCAGCUUGAGCCGAAGCCUAGUCCACGUGGAUGAACAUUUGUCAAAUGUAAUUGAGAAACGCAAGGUGGAGUUGCUGAGUCAGCAAAAAGAUGGGACUCUUCAUGAUGACUUGUUGACCAGGUUUAUGAAGAAAAAGGAAUCCUACACAGACAAGUUUCUCCAACACGUGGCGUUGAAUUUUAUCCUAGCUGGACGUGACACGUCAUCGGUUGCAAUGAGCUGGUUCUUUUGGUUGGUGAUUCAGAAUCCAAAGGUGGAAGAGAAAAUUCUACGUGAAAUUUGCAUGGUUUUGAUAGAGACACGUGGCGAUGAUGUGGCUAAGUGGUUGGAUGAGCCCUUGGCCUUCGAGGAAGUUGACCGUUUGGUUUAUCUCAAGGCUGCAUUGUCGGAGACACUAAGGUUGUACCCUUCGGUGCCGGAGGACUCAAAGCAUGUGGUGGCCGACGACGUGCUGCCGGACGGCACGUUCGUGCCGGCGGGAUCGUCGGUGACAUAUUCGAUAUAUUCGGCAGGGAGGUUGAAGUCGACGUGGGGUGAGGAUUGCAUGGAGUUUAGACCUGAGAGGUGGUUGUCAUCGGAUGGGAAAAAGUUCAUCACGCAUGACUCUUUCAAGUUUGUUGCAUUCAAUGCUGGUCCAAGGAUAUGUUUGGGGAAGGAUUUGGCUUACCUGCAGAUGAAGUCCAUUGCUGCGGCGGUGCUGCUCCGGCACCGCCUUGUGCUGGUGCCCGGCCACCAGGUGGAGCAAAAGAUGUCACUCACGCUGUUCAUGAAAAAUGGUCUCAAGGUCAAUGUGCAUGAGAGGGAUUUAAGAGGAGUUAUCGCUAGUAUACAAAAAUAAAGGGAGAUAGAUGUGGAUUUUAGAAGUGAUGUAAGUUAAGUGUUGUGUUAAUUACCAGAAGGAGCACAGGGUAUUGAAGGUUUUGGCAUGUGGAGGCAGGUUCAAAUGAGAAUUCAGACAUUGGGGAUUUAGCUUAUAGAAGAAGAGAACAGAAUUUCCCUUUUAAAAAAAGGGUAUGUUCAGAGUAUUUAUAAUUUAUAUGAUAAUUGUGGAUGGAUUCUUUUUCCGGGGUCGUGGGAUGAAUGAUUGCUUUUUAUCAAUCCACCUUCCUUGUAGAAUCCUUGCAUAUAUUCAUUGUAUUCUUUAUUUCUUGUUGGUUUUGAAUUUUGGUAUUUCUAUUUAAUUUUACUGGUCGUGAGAGCUAAACUCACAUUUCACAAUGUUGAAUGUUGAUGUUCAUAAAAUAAUGCCUUACGUUUUAUGAAAGUAUAAUGAUCGGAUUUGACUCUCC
This is a messenger RNA of Cajanus cajan (pigeon pea), 3114 nucleotides long. RefSeq names its product cytochrome P450 86A8. Gene Ontology annotation, molecular function: oxidoreductase activity, acting on paired donors, with incorporation or reduction of molecular oxygen; heme binding; iron ion binding. Lineage: Eukaryota; Viridiplantae; Streptophyta; Magnoliopsida; Fabales; Fabaceae. The record is from RefSeq and is a predicted model, not a curated record.